UCUCUGAUAUCAGAUGGAGCUUGGCCAUUUAAGGCUUUAUAUGUGAGAACCUAGAGAGACGCUAACAACCAUUAGCCUGAACUUUCUCAGAUUACGGCUGAUUUCACAUACAGGAACCUGUGGUCAAUUAGCUCCUCUUCCCAUAGCUCUGGAGUUCCUAGCUCUAUAUUUCUUAUAGUUCCUAGAUGAUGGUAGAUGAUUGACAGUCUAUUAGAAGCUCCCCCUACUGACCUUUCAAACUGUAGAUCCCAAUGACUAGAUAGGCUAACUGACUGUUUUCAUAUGGAGCCUAAUCCAGCAAGAUUACAUCUAAUUACAUCUUCAGCUCAUUUCAGUGAACAUCUUUCCUGAUAGUUGGUGACCAAUCAGGAUUGAUCCACCUGGAAACCAUCUCAGAUAGUUUCUCAGUGCAUCUCUAGUUUCAGAGAUCCUUCCUGCUGUCAGUCCGCCGUAAUGUUUCUGCUCUCUGCUUUGUGCUCAGCUACUGAUGACGUGGUGAAGGUGGAGGUGUGGGAUGUUGUGGACAAAGGCCAAAAAUAUCCUCUUCCUGAAGGUGGAGGUAAAGGAAAGCGCCGUGGGGACAACUUGAAAUUGGAGAAUGAGCCUCAAGAGUCAGACGAGGUGGCCCUGGAUGCAGAGUUCCUGGAUGUCUACAAGAACUGCAACGGUGUCAUCAUGAUGUAUGACAUCACCAAACAGUGGUAAGACCUGCAUUUAAGCUAAUGAGUGCAAAUGAUUCACUUUUCUAUGGUCAGAAACUACCUCCCAGAGAAAGGGAUUAACUAAUGAUAAUCCCUCCCAAGAAUUGACUAAUCUAAAGCAGCACUGUUUGAAUUUUCAGCUUUGCAGAUAUCUGAACAGCAGAAACAAAGAGGAGCUAUUUUAUCAGCUUUUAUCCCUGAUAAAAACAGAAAAAAGGCUAAAUCCAGUCCUCUGUGCUUCCAUCUGGUAUUCCUGGGAUCAGAAAUGGAUUCUUUUAAUCCACAUAAUGAAUAAUUCCUGCGUAGAGCUCCAUUGGGGGAUUUGCCUUGGCCUUGCAUAGAUACAUUUUAUAGAUGGCACCCUAGUUUAUUAGUCACUGAGAGUUAUACUAAAGGAGAUGCUGUUGCAGUUCUCAUGAAGGCGACUAGAGACACAAUACAAUAAAUAACUAAUGAAUUAA
Cyprinodon variegatus (sheepshead minnow) is the source of this 1162-nucleotide messenger RNA. Its product is annotated as rab-like protein 6. Gene Ontology annotation, cellular component: cytosol; nucleus. The transcript has 4 exons. NCBI's taxonomy places the organism in Eukaryota, Metazoa, Chordata, Actinopteri, Cyprinodontiformes, Cyprinodontidae. Gene Ontology annotation, molecular function: GTP binding. The record is from RefSeq and is a predicted model, not a curated record. Bases 454 to 705 code for a protein of 83 amino acids.